CUUUUUCCGCCAAACAAUGUCUCGAGAUCGCUAUUUACAAAUACUAAGGCACUUACAUUUUAGUAAUAAUCAAAAUGCACGUUUGAAAAUGUCGUCAUUGAUGAAAGUAUGAUUCUUUUCAAAGGGAGGCUGUCCUUCAAACAGUAUAUAAAAACCAAGAGACACCGUUUCGGAAUAAAAGUUUAUGUCUUAUGCGAUUGUGAAACAGGUUAUGUUUUGGGAUAUUUGGUAUAUACUGGCAAAAAUAAUGUUAAAAAUAGAGAUAAUGACAGCGGUCUAGGAUUGUCAGGUGAUGUUGUUGUGAAACUUUUGGAGCCCUACCUGAACAAAGGCCAUUCAUUUUACAGUGACAACUACUACACAAGUCCUACUUUGGCAAAUUAUCUUUUUCAGCACAAAACAAACUCUUGCGGAACUGUUCGCAUAAAUCGUAAACACAUGCCAAUAUUUGAAAAAAAGCUGAAGAAAGGGGAAACAGAGUGGCGUAGCAGUGAGCAAAUGCUAGUAUUGAAAUGGAGAGAUCGUCGUGACGUGGUAAUGCUGACCACCUUUCACGAAAAUAAAAUGAUUACGCUUAGUAAGGUUGAUAGGGUUACUAAUGAAAAUAAGACCAAACCAUUAUGUGUACUGGCUUACAAUGAAAGGAUGGGGGCAAUUGACAGAAGUGACAUGAUGAUUACCAGUACGGAUUGCACGCGAAAAACCUUAAAAUGGUACAAGAAAUUAUUUCUUCGUACCCUCGAUAUAUGCAUGCUAAAUGCGCAUGCUUUAUAUAAGACCCAGAAUGCCAGUAACAUCUUAUUUCCUGCCUUCCAUUUAGAAGUUAUCCGGCAGCUUCUGGAAAGGUAUUUUUAUUCUUUUAUUUUUGUAAAUUUUUUAUCGUACGCAUUUUUUAGAUAUCCAGCGCAAUACCAAAUGAAACAAAACAUACAACCUCCUACCGUGGCCAGACUAUUAGGAAAGCACUUCCCUUCAGAAGUUCCUCGCAAAAAUGGGAAAGCGCAAAUGAGAAGAUGCUGGGUCUGCUCGCAUACAACAAACGGUGCAAAAAAAAGGAAAGAAUCGAGAUUCAUGUGCAAAGAUUGUGAAGUCGGGCUCUGUGUUGCACCAUGUUUCCAAAUAUACCACGAACAGAUCAAAUAUUAGUAGUAGCAGUAGAAACGGGGAAAAAAGACUAGAUCAGAAGAAAAGGCUCACACUUAUUUUUGAUAUUUUGUUCCUAAUAUUUUUAUUAUUUGUUAAUUUUUGUUCUUAUAUUUUU
Molecule: messenger RNA, 1261 nt
Organism: Onthophagus taurus
Lineage: Eukaryota; Metazoa; Arthropoda; Insecta; Coleoptera; Scarabaeidae
Source: RefSeq, a predicted model, not a curated record